CCUUCCGUCGGUGGCUCCUUCCUUCCUGCUUCACCGACACGUUUCGCGAAAUGGGGCUGAGCCUCCGGCCGGUUAGCACCCCUUGAGGAUCUGGAAGCCGGACCCACAAUGGAAGAAGACCAGGAGCUUGAGAGAAAAAUAUCUGGAUUGAAGACCUCAAUGGCUGAAGGCGAGAGGAAGACAGCCCUGGAAAUGGUCCAGGCAGCUGGAACAGAUAGACACUGUGUGACAUUUGUAUUGCACGAAGAGGACCAUACCCUAGGAAAUUCUCUUCGUUACAUGAUCAUGAAGAACCCAGAAGUGGAAUUUUGUGGUUAUACUACAACCCAUCCUUCAGAGAGCAAAAUUAAUUUACGCAUUCAGACUCGGGGUGCUCUUCCAGCAGUUGAGCCGUUUCAGAGAGGCCUGAAUGAGCUCAUGAAUGUCUGCCAACAUGUGCUUGACAAGUUUGAGGCCAGCAUAAAAGAAUAUAAGGAUCAAAAAACAAGAAGUGAAUCCACAUUCUAGUUCCUUGUGCACUAUACAGGGAUAUAUACUAUCCUCCAGGAUAUUUUUUUUGUGAUCUCGCAAAAUCCAGAAGUAGAAGCUUGUAAUUGCGACAUGAUCUCCCCAGAAAGUUGUACUUUUAGCUUUUUACCCAUUUCAGCUGUUGGAAUCCCUGCAAGAGCCUUUGUAUACUUCUAAUAAAUUCCCUCUUCAAUUUAAACUAA
Condylura cristata (star-nosed mole) is the source of this 710-nucleotide messenger RNA. It is a transcript of the gene POLR1D, whose product is annotated as polymerase (RNA) I polypeptide D, 16kDa. Bases 109 to 507 code for a protein of 132 amino acids. The record is from RefSeq and is a predicted model, not a curated record. Gene Ontology annotation, biological process: DNA-templated transcription. NCBI's taxonomy places the organism in Eukaryota, Metazoa, Chordata, Mammalia, Eulipotyphla, Talpidae. Gene Ontology annotation, cellular component: RNA polymerase III complex; RNA polymerase I complex. Gene Ontology annotation, molecular function: protein dimerization activity; DNA-directed RNA polymerase activity; DNA binding. The transcript has 2 exons.